AUGGGUGGAGCAGGCGCCUUGCCCGUGAUUGGUCAAAGCGUAAACCACCCCGCGCCACACAUCGAGUGGAUACUUGGAAGCUGCGCAGUGAUUCGUUCUCAGCCACAGUUGGGAACCAUUCCGCGUUACGCGGCCUCCGAUCUUGCUGUUUCUGGAAAAUGUGAAGAGUUCAAGUUUCUUAUCCAAGUUUCUGCCCACCAACCAAACGCUAUGAAAUACAUUCGUCAAGGAAAGCCACAGGCUUCUCGGCGUUCCGUCACUGGAGACCUUCCAAGCCUCUCCCAGGCGCCGAACACCCGAGCCGGAGACCGUCUUCCCAUUCUCCACUACGCCGCCACUCCAGUCAUGAAUCUUCCAGCAGGACAAGCUCUUCAAAUGUCUCCAGCCAGCAGGCCCCACCCCGUGGUCAUUCAACUCCACAACGCACACGAAUCCCGUCGCCGCCGCCGUCACCAUUUGCCCGUUGCGAAUCCCGCUGACCCUCGGCUUGAUUUCAAUCUCUGA
This is a messenger RNA of Colletotrichum paranaense, 504 nucleotides long. RefSeq lists its product as uncharacterized. The coding region runs from base 1 to 504 and encodes 167 amino acids. Lineage: Eukaryota; Fungi; Ascomycota; Sordariomycetes; Glomerellales; Glomerellaceae. The record is from RefSeq and is a predicted model, not a curated record. The transcript has a single exon.